Messenger RNA from Ipomoea nil (Japanese morning glory), 2881 nucleotides. Its product is annotated as phospholipase D delta-like. NCBI's taxonomy places the organism in Eukaryota, Viridiplantae, Streptophyta, Magnoliopsida, Solanales, Convolvulaceae. Gene Ontology annotation, cellular component: plasma membrane. The coding region runs from base 179 to 2704 and encodes 841 amino acids. Gene Ontology annotation, molecular function: D-type glycerophospholipase activity; calcium ion binding. The record is from RefSeq and is a predicted model, not a curated record. The transcript is spliced from 8 exons. Gene Ontology annotation, biological process: phospholipid catabolic process; phosphatidylcholine metabolic process.
CCCCAACUCAUAAGCUAUUUUUUGGUUGGUUAAUCCAUUAUUCCCAUCUCCGCGCCACCUUCUGCAGCCGUUGGCUACGGCGGAGGAAUCAUUUUCCCAUCUCCUCCUCCCCAGCCAACAGCCGGGCACCACCGCCUCAAACAAUAACUGCCCAUUCUGCAUUAUUUCGGAUGUGAAAAUGUCCGAUGGGAUGUCAGAGAAUGUGGUAUAUCUCCAUGGGGAUCUCGACUUGAAGAUUCUUGAAGCCCGGCGGCUGCCCAAUAUGGACAUCGUCUCGGAGCGCAUCCGGCAAUUCUUCACGGCGUUCGAUUGCCGGAAGCCCGAGACCCGGCAGGGGAACAAGGUCCGCCGCCACACCCGGAUUAUCACCAGCGACCCUUACGUCAAAGUGUGCCUCGCCGGCGCCACGGUGGCUCGCACCCGCGUGAUCUCCAAUUCCCAGGACCCCGUCUGGGUCGAGCACUUCAAGAUCCCCGUGGCCCACCCCGUCUCCGAGGUGGAGUUCCAGGUGAAGGACAACGACGUCUUCGGCGCCGACUUCAUCGGCGUCGCCAAAGUCUCCGCCCAGAAGAUCAUCUCCGGCGAGACCAUCAACGACUGGUUCCCCAUCAUCGGCGCCCACGGCAAGCCCCCCAAGCCCGACUGCGCCAUCCGCCUGAUGAUGAAGUUCACCCCUUGCGCCGAAAACCCGCGGUACCGCGGCGGCGUUACGGAGGACUACGGGCUCAAGGAGAGCUAUUUUCCGAUGAGGCACGGCGGGGCGGUGACGCUGUACCAGGACGCGCACGUCCCGGAGGGAAGUUUACCGGAGAUAAAAAUUGACGACGGGAAGGCGUUUCACCACGAAAACUGCUGGGAAGACAUCUGCCACGCCAUUUUAGAGGCUCAUCACAUGGUUUAUAUAGUUGGGUGGUCCAUUUAUCACAAAGUGAAGCUGGUGAGGGAGCCGACCAGACCGUUGCCCAACGGCGGCAAUCUGAACCUCGGAGAGUUGCUAAAGUAUAAGUCCCAGGAAGGUGUCAGGGUGUUGCUCUUGGUUUGGGAUGACAAGACUUCUCACAGUAAAUUCUUCAUUAACACGAGUGGAGUGAUGGGAACACACGACGAAGAAACUCGGAAAUUUUUCAAGCACUCAUCAGUCACUUGCGUGCUCGCCCCUCGAUAUGCAAGCAGUAAGCUCAGCUUUGUCAAGCAACAGGUGGUAGGAACACUUUAUACACACCAUCAGAAGUGUGUAAUUGUUGAUACACAAGCCCAGGGAAACAACCGGAAGAUAACAGCUUUCAUUGGCGGUCUAGACCUAUGCGAUGGGCGAUACGAUACCCCCCAGCAUAGGUUAUUCUCUGAUCGUGACACUGUUUUUCGGGGUGAUUACAACAAUCCUACUUUUCCAGAAGGGGGACUAAAGGGACCAAGGCAGCCGUGGCAUGAUUUGCACUGCAAGAUUGAAGGUCCUGCUGCAUAUGAUAUCCUCACAAACUUUGAACAGCGGUGGAGAAAAGCAUCCAAGUGGGCGGAGUUAGGGCGGCGUUUCAAGAAGAUCUCUCAUUGGCAUGACGACGCAUUGUUGAAAAUAGAGCGGAUUUCAUGGAUAACUAGCCCUACUCCUUCUGUUCCAAAUGAUGAUCCUUCAUUGUGGGUUUCCAAUGAAGGUGAUCCACAAAACUGGCAUGUCCAGGUUUUCAGGUCCAUAGAUUCAGGGUCAUUGAAAGGAUUCCCCAAAGAUGUUCACACAGCUGAAACACAGAAUCUAGUUUGCGCGAAAGAUUUAGUGAUUGAUAGGAGCAUCCAAAUGGCAUACAUUGAGGCAAUAAGACGAGCCCAGCAUUUUAUUUACAUUGAAAACCAGUAUUUCCUGGGGUCAUCUUAUGCUUGGCCUUCUUACAAAGAAGCAGGUGCGGAUAACUUGAUCCCGAUGGAGCUUGCGCUUAAGAUUGUAAGUAAAAUCCGGAAUAGGGAGAGAUUUGCAGUGUACAUUGUGAUCCCAAUGUGGCCUGAAGGUGUCCCCAGUUCUGCACCAGUUCAAGACAUUCUGUAUUGGCAGGGACAAACAAUACAAAUGAUGUAUGAAAUCAUUGCCAAAGAGUUGAAAUCAGAGAAGAUAGAGGAUGCACAUCCCUGUGACUAUCUCAACUUCUAUUGUCUUGGCAAUCGAGAAGAAUGGCACGAAGAGAGUGCGUCCUCUCCCACUCCUGGCUGCAGCGAAUUUUUGACGGGUUCCCAGAAGUCGGGGAGGUUCAUGAUCUACGUGCACGCCAAGGGAAUGGUGGUGGACGACGAGUAUGUCAUCGUGGGAUCUGCUAACAUCAACCAACGAUCCAUGGCCGGUUCCCGGGACACAGAGAUCGCAAUGGGCGCAUAUCAGCCCCACCACACCUGGGCCAAGAAUCAAAACCAUCCCCACGCCCAGGUGUACGGGUACAGAAUGUCGCUGUGGGCAGAACACUUGGGGAUGAUGGACGAGAAACUGGACGAAGCAGAAGGACUCGAGUGCGUAAAAAUGGUAAAUGAAAUCGCGGAAGAGAAUUGGAAGAGAUACACGGCGGAGAAGUUCAGUCCAUUGCAGGGUCACCUUCUUAAGUACCCAUUGCAAGUGGAUUCAAAUGGGAAGGUUAGUCCGUUGGGGGGAUGUGAAUAUUUCCCAGACGUUGGUGGGAAAGUGCUAGGAAGUAGAACAACUUUGCCAGAUGCCUUGACCACUUAAACUAGUUUUAAUUCAGAUCACAUCAUAUCAUGGUGCGAUAUAAUAUGUUUUUUCAUCAUUUCUUAUUUAUUCAUUUGUUUCUUUGUGGGUUUAAUUAUCUAACUUCUCCUCAUUAGCUAGCUUGUAAGUGUUAGAGGUGUUUUACCAUACUUGACACCCUUGAGCUCAAAUUAAAGG